Messenger RNA from Saccostrea echinata, 1623 nucleotides. Its product is annotated as monocarboxylate transporter 13-like. NCBI's taxonomy places the organism in Eukaryota, Metazoa, Mollusca, Bivalvia, Ostreida, Ostreidae. Gene Ontology annotation, biological process: monocarboxylic acid transport; transmembrane transport. The transcript has 4 exons. The record is from RefSeq and is a predicted model, not a curated record. Gene Ontology annotation, molecular function: monocarboxylic acid transmembrane transporter activity. Bases 1 to 1383 code for a protein of 460 amino acids.
AUGAAGAAUACAUGGGGAAUAGUUAUAGCUGUUGCAGCGUUUCUCAUUCAGUUUAUAAUAUUUGGAAUCUGCUUCUCCUUCGGUAUCUAUGUCAUAGAACUACAAAACGAGUUUGAAACACGGCUAUCCAUAAUUUCAUCUAUUGGAUCCAUCCACUUUGGCUUUCUACUUUGUACAGGACCAUUUGUCAGUUUCCUAAUGCGGAAGAUAUCUUACAGAAAGGUUUGUUUACUGGGAGCCAUAAUGAGCAGUGUUGGUCUAUCUGUUUUACCAUUUACUCCAAAUAUUCCCUAUUUAAUUGUGUUCUUCGGAGCAUUAACGGGUACUGGCUAUUCUUUUCUCUACAUUCCGUCUUAUACUCUUUCUGGACUCUGGUUUGAAAACAAUCGAGGUCUAGUUACAGGUAUCGUCAGUUCCGGUUCCUCACUUGGUGGCAUUGUGUUUCCAUAUCUGAUUGAAUUUUUGAUUGGGAAGUUUGGAUGGAGAGGUUCCUUUUUUAUACUUGCAUCGUUGAAUUUACAAACGGUCGUUUUCUCUUGUCUAAUGAGAGAAUCACCCAUGCAAAAGGCGUGGGUAAAAUCAAGAACUAAGUAUAUCAACAAUAACCUCACCAACAGUACACAGACAAUCUAUACAAUCCAUGAUGAUGAUGGUAAGAAAUUAAAAAACAAUGGAACAAUAUUUGAAAAUUUUGCUACAAGGCAAACAGCUGCGGACCAAACAAGAAUCGUCGAACAAAUUAAACAUACAGUAAAAAAGUCAAGAACGAUGAAACUAUUAACUAAUUUACCAUUUGUUCUAUUAACGAUAAAUAAUUUUAUAUGGAAUAUAGGAAGCUCUGUACAAUUGCUUCUUGGGCCAGACUACUACACUAAAGUUGGUGUUGACUUAAGACAAGCAGCUUCGCUCUUAUCCAUACAGCAAGGUACAAUGGUGGUCGGUUGUGUUGUCGGUGGGAUUCUGGGUAAUCUCCGCAGCUUCAACAGAAAGGGUUUAUUUUUAUUCACAAACUUUUUAUCGGGUUUCUGCGUACUUACCUACACAUUUCCAGUUCUACAUACGAUGUCAGGUCUUGCUAUAAUCAACUCUGUGUUUGGAUUGGGUACGGGGAUAGGUAUUGGAUUGAUCGUCAUUCUUGUAUCGGAUUUUGUCGGAAGUCAACUUAUUGGGGACGGAAUGGGAUAUAUGAUGUUAGCAUCUGGAAUAGGAAAUUUCAUUGGGCCACCAUUAGGAGGAUACUUGAUAGAAAAGACAGGAUCCUAUGAUGCCGCCUUCUACCUCGGUGGAACUGCUACCUUGUUCAGCGGAGUAAUAUUGUUAAUCAUUCCAAUCAGAGAUUGUUUUCAGAACUCCAAGAAAUACGCCAUAUCACCUGUUACCUAAAGAAAUUUUCAAAAUGUGCAAAAUAGAAAUAAAUGUUUUCAUUUGUUGCAAAGACACAACCACUAAAUUACUUUAUCAAUCGAUUAUGAAAAAGUAGAGAGAGAAGGAGAUCGCAACUGACCAUGCAUGAAUUAACAUCCUUUAGUAAGGUGCACAACAUCUGUUGCUCAAGCUUUAUCAACACACAAAGUUUUUAAAUAUACAUAUGCAUAAUUUAUAAAGUUGUUUUAAUUUUUUUAA